Molecule: messenger RNA, 2407 nt
Organism: Sclerotinia trifoliorum
Lineage: Eukaryota; Fungi; Ascomycota; Leotiomycetes; Helotiales; Sclerotiniaceae
Source: the annotation of a GenBank genome assembly
CUUGUUCAUCAUAGCAUAAGUCAAAAGUCGCGACCCUUUGAACUUCUAAAAGCAUGACCUCUUUGAUUUAGCUUUAUUUAGUUAAGAAUUAAGCACAUGAUCGCAAGUUAAAAACAACGGACCUCGCCGAAGAAGAAAGCAGUCGUUUGAUCAAAUUCUUGUUGUAGGGAAUGAUGCGCUGAUAAAAAUGGCAUACGAACCUCGCGAGUAUGGAGGUGGUCGCGAUCGGGAUCGGGAUAGGGAGGGAAGGGGAAGAAGAGAUGAUGGGGCAGCUGGAGAGGGGGCCGGUAAUGAAGGGACUUUUGUGAGGGGACGAGGUCGUCGUAAGUGCAAAACCUCCAUCUUUCGAGUCGAUCAGAAUACGGAGAGAAAAUCUGUACCUCUUUGUCCUAUGGAAAGUCCAAUGGACUAAUACUGUACAGGUCCUGUCACUGACUAUAGCUCUACUAUGGUCCAUUGGAUGCGUAAUCGUCAGCCAAGGUACAAAGGUGGUUACCAAGGCGAAAUGGAAAGACCCAGUCCAAGCUACAUGAUAGAUGUAAGUAUAUUUGAGUUGACUGCAAAGGUUAAAUUUAGAAAUUUGCGUCUGAUCAUUCAUAGAUGUUACCACCAUUAGCAAGACUUCAUAAUGCAGCAGAUUCGGUACCAGGGAGACAUCUACAUUCGUCACUUAAUAAGAUUAAGCAUCCUGUCAAUGUGGUAAGGUGGACACCAGAAGGUCGACGGUUGCUCACAGCCUCGAGUAGUGGAGAAUUUACUUUAUGGAAUGGUGCGGGCUUUAACUUCGAGACAAUUAUGCAAGCACAUGAUGUUGCUAUCCGAGCCUUGUCUUAUUCCCAUAGUGAUGACUGGUUGAUAUCAGCUGAUCACGAUGGAGUGAUCAAAUACUGGCAGCCGAAUUUUAACAAUGUCAAAGUCAUUCAAGGACAUGACGACCCUAUAAGGGAUCUCGCAUUUAGUCCGAACGACUCGAAAUUCGUCACGGCCUCCGAUGACUCUACGCUAAAGAUUUUCGAUUUCGCUGGCGGUGUUGAGGAAUCCACUCUCUCUGGUCAUGGAUGGGACGCAAAAAGUGUUGAUUGGCAUCCGACUAAAGGAUUACUUGUUUCUGGAUCGAAAGAUCAUCUUGUCAAAUUAUGGGAUCCGCGUACUGGACGAUGUUUGACGACUCUUCAUGGACAUAAGAAUACUAUCACAAAAACCGUCUUUGAGCCAGUUCGAGGCUACUGCUUAGCCACUUCCGCUCGAGACCAAACCGCACGAGUAUUUGAUUUGCGUAUGAUGCGCGACGUAUGUUUGCUUAAGGGGCAUGAAAAGGACAUCUCUACCUUAGCAUGGCACCCUAUUCACCCUUCCCUCCUGAGUACCGGCGGCGCCGAUGGGUCUCUUUUUCACUACCUAUUAGACGAGCCUAAUAAUCCUCCUGGAACUGAACCGUCUAUAGCUCCUUAUGAUAGUCCGGAUCCUACUACUACACCGGCUCAAACUAUCUAUCCAGCUCACAAACUAACAUACGCUCAUGAAUUUGCCAUUUGGUCGCUUGAUUGGCAUCCUCUUGGUCAUAUUUUGGCAUCAGGGUCCAAUGAUCGAAUCACUCGGUUCUGGACACGUGUACGACCGGGUGAUACUGAUACAUUCAAAGACCGCUAUCACAUUGGCGACUCGGCUGCCGAGGCGCAAGGAACCUAUGAUCGUCGCGGGGGACGACGACAACGUCAAGAGGAAGAAGAUCAAGAAGCUGAAGACGAAAUGGAGGGCUUAGUCGAUCAGAAAAUGCCUGCAAAAUUACCUGGUUUUGCCACAGGAAUACCUGGUCUGCCACUACCUGGCAUGGGAGCCAUACCUGGUAUGAAUCGUGUUCCUCCUCCACCACCUCCUCCUAUGCUCAGUGGAGGGAAUAUCCCACCUCCACCUUUACCGGGAAACUUAGAUGCAAGUACUCUAGCACUUAUGAUGAAAGCCGGCUUACCUCCUCCCGGAGCAACGGGCAUGCCACCUCCACCACCAAUGCUCCCACCGAACUUUCAACUUCCACCUGGUUUCGUUGUUCCCCCACCUCCUCCUGGUAUGCCAAUACCUGGACUGGAAAAUGUAGAUUUAUCGAGUAACGGUGGUGGUAUCAGGAAACGAGGACCAUUACCUAGUCAGGAAGAAAGUUUACAGGCGAUGCAGAGACAGGGGAAAUUCAGGCCACCACGAUAAAAAGUCGUCGGUACUAGUGUGGAGGAGCUUCGGAUUGUAUAUCAGAACAAAGCAUUUCAGGUGAACUGAAGCAUCAGGCGUUCGGGUGGAUUGUAAUCUAGUUGUGAUGAGAUUUCGCAAGUUAUCCCUAUUCACGUAUGUACGUACACAUGUGGAAAUGAGCAGCAACUUUGUUCUGGGACAAAAAUUGAAUUUACUUGAUGAU